AUGGACAAUGUUUCAAAUAUAUCCUCUGUUUUGACACUCCAAGGCUUAGAUGUACCUCAGGAAAGAGCUUUUCUGGCUAUUCUUUUGGCCACGCUGGGCUACAUGGUUGUUGUUUUCUGCAAUCUUCUUCUACUCAUUACCAUAAUUCUCAACAAGCAUCUUCACCAGCCGAUGUACUUUCUUCUGAUAAACAUGCCGAUCAACGACCUCAUUGGCUCCACAGCCUUAUUUUCUCAACUCUUGAGACAGUUUUUGUCAAAUUCCAAGGCCAUAGAGUUCCCUGCCUGUGUUACUCAAGCUUUUUUUAUUCACAUCUAUGCCACAGGGGUAGUGUUUGUCUUAACUGCCAUGGCGUAUGAUAGAUAUAUUGCUAUAUGUAGACCAUUGCGGUAUGCCACAAUAAUGACAAAUGCACACAUUGUGAGAAUCAUCACACUAAUCUGGGGUUCUAAUUUGCUUUUGAUUGGAGGUCUUUUCAUCCUCCUUCUGAGGUUACCUCGCUGCAGAAAUAAUGUAACUCACACUUACUGUGACAACCCAUCACUGUUGAGAUUGAUGUGUGCAGAUACAACCAUUAAUAACAUCUAUGGUAUUCUGACAGUGGUUUGCACACAGCCAAUAACUGUGGGUCUAAUUCUGUUCACCUACCUGCAGAUUCUGAUUGCCUGUUUCAGGAGCAAAAACACAGACACAAGAAGCAAAGCCAUGCAAACGUGUGCCACACAUCUGGUUGUUUUUCUCCUUUUUGAGUGUUUAGGGCUUUUCACUGUUAUUUCGUACAGGAUAAAAAAUCUUUCUCCUGCUCUUACCAAAUUUAUUGGUGUUUCCACAUUAAUAUUCCCUCCAACACUGAAUCCAAUUAUUUAUGGAAUCAAUACAAAAGAACUCAGAAAAAGAGCUAUCAUGCUUUUCAAGAAAAAUGUAUUUCAAAUGUGA
Clupea harengus (Atlantic herring) is the source of this 936-nucleotide messenger RNA. RefSeq names its product olfactory receptor 52B2-like. Gene Ontology annotation, biological process: G protein-coupled receptor signaling pathway; detection of chemical stimulus involved in sensory perception of smell. NCBI's taxonomy places the organism in Eukaryota, Metazoa, Chordata, Actinopteri, Clupeiformes, Clupeidae. Gene Ontology annotation, molecular function: G protein-coupled receptor activity; odorant binding; olfactory receptor activity. Gene Ontology annotation, cellular component: membrane. The record is from RefSeq and is a predicted model, not a curated record.